AUGGCGUCCGAAGCUAACCAGAGGUGCUGGAAUGAGGCAAUCGAGUCCUUCUUAAAAGAGUCGGCCAAGGAUCCUGGCAAACGCCGUCUUGUUCGCGAUUCUCACGCCUGCACACCGGACAAUCUCGUGAUGACGGUGCAGCAUCAGCUGACAAGUCGGAUGACUGUUGGGACGUGGAAUGCAAGGCUGCGCCGAUUUAUCGAUGUAAUGACUCCCUACUGUGCCGCUGUUGAUGCCAUUGUUCAACAUGAGCCGCAUAAUACUGCCCUGGUCUGGGGCUCGAUAAGAGUUAUCAUUCAGGUCAUCGUCGCGCAGCAAGAGACUUCCGAAGAGAUCAACGACGCCUUCGAAUUUAUAAAAUAUCAGAUCGAUAAUUACCACAAAUAUCUCGAUCUGUUCCCAGACGAGCUUUUCGAGGUCACAAAGCUGAUUUAUACCCGCACUUUUGAGUAUAUCUUGCGAGUAUGUGCGUGGGUGGAGCUUCGUCCAGCUGCUCGAUUCCUGAGAGCGGCCUUCAGCUCCUUCCGACAGAGACUCACAAAAAUUCGUCAUUCGAUCAGGGAAUGGGAACGCAUCCAACGGCAGAUUUAUGAGGUUGCAUUAGAGACACAGAAUAGGGAGAGCCAGGCAGUAAUGGAGCGAGCCACGAAAAAAGUAAACGAUCAGUACGUCUUCAUCCACUUUUUCCGCAACCAUGGGGACUCGCGAUUGGGGCUGGCGUCCAACUUCGCUUUGUCUCUGAUCUCCAAGGCCCUGGGAAUGGCCGAUAUUAUCGAUAACCCGGGGGCUGAAAACGUAAUAGCCGGUAUCACUCCGCUUAUGAACAUGCCAUCGAGUAAAUGCCAACUGCAGCAGCUCUUGUCAAUCCUGGAUCAGUUGCUAGACCUGCUGCCUACAGUCACUCUGCUCGUUGAUGCACUGGAUGAAUGUUGCGAUAUCCAGGGUCCAGGCGGGGAUCUCAUCUCAGACUUUCUCCGUCGCGCCGGUACGCGGACGGACCGUCGGGUAAUCUUGUUCUGUCGCAGUCAUCAUUAUGCCUUCACCGGAUCGCUGGGAACCGGCUAUGAUAUAAUUAUGGAUGAAAAUGCCAUCUCGGGGGACAUUCGCGCCUUCAUAACGACGGAAAUCGGGAAGGCCGGGCUCGGGUCUCUACGGGAGAUGGUCUUGCAGAAAGCCACAAAGGAGAGUCAAGGAAUGUUUCUCUGGGCUAGGCUGAUGAUCCAACAUGUCGCAGCAGGGCGUAACCUCAAAGCAUGCAGGAGAUUGGUUGACGAGUUUCCUCCAGCGCUGUUCCAUGUUUACGAGAGAGCACUCGCGCAGUCGGCAGAAAGCUUCAGCGCAGACGACCACGACCUGCGGUAUGAUGUCCUCCUCUUUCUGCUUGGAGCCCAGGAGAAUCCCACAGCUGCCGAGAUUUCCACGGCUCUGGCGCUCUCCCCCGACACGCAUCAGCUCGACAGUGAAUUGAAACUGAUCGAUGCGGAGACACGGAUUGCUCGAGUAUGUUGGCCACUGAUUGAGUUCACUUCCGAUCGCCGGAUCCAGUUCAUCCACGGGACAGUGAAUGAAUUCUUGCUCUCAGGCCAGUAUCGCCCUCGUCGGCCCCAGGUGGACCAUGCUCCCUUCCCGCUCUCUUUGGAAGACUCCCACCAAGCACUGGCACGUCGGACCUUGCAGUGUUUGUCCCAAAAGCCGUAUCAGACUUGGCAGCAUUCCGCGAGACUGCUCCAUAAACACCUCUUACCACAAGAGCUCGAGGCCAUGAUGGAGACGGACAGCACUGUCAACGAGCCAAAUGACUUCUAUGAGUAUUCUUGCCGUCACUGGCAGGAUCACCUUACGCAACUGGCCGAACCAGGCCCCAUUAUCCUCGAGCUGCUGUCCAAAUUCCUCAGGGAAAACGCGUUCGUCGCGUGGUCUGAGGCGAUGGCCGAUUUGCUGAAAUUGAGCACCCCAACUGCUCAGGUCUCUGUGCGCGCGACGCUCCAACAAUGGCACUCGGCGAAGCUGAAGCCUAUUCUGAGACCUAGUGUUCCCUUGGAAGACUACUUUUUAGUGGCUCACCAAGGGCUGAGAGAUGAGCUGGAAAAACGGGCGCGCAGCGCUAUACUACCUUAUCUCCCAUUAGUUCGUCUCGGCGAUUUUUACAACGUAGGGGGGGAAACUAUUGCGGAGUGGGAGUUAGGGUACAAAUUCAAGAAGGAGGUGGUUGCUGGAUACGAAACCGUUCUAGGCAAACGCAAUCGGUUUACUCUUAGUGCAAGGACAAGUAUGUAUCAGGAAUACCUCUGGAAGAUGCAAAUGGACGAAGCCAGAGAAGGUCUACAGGACGUCGCAAAGCUGCAACUUGAGUCGGUGGGAACAGAGCUUCCGGACUACUAUAUCACCCUCUACUAUCUGGGUGCGGUCGAGUUCCACCUUACCCUGUUCGAGGCCGCCCGUCAAACACUAGAAACAUCUGCCAACGGUCUCAAACGACUCUUAGGUGAGGUCAACUCGAAGGCAAUCCAGGCAGAGCUUUUCAUUGGAUAUGCGCUAGAGGCACAGGGGCACUUGGGUUCGGCUGCUACUCUUUACAACGACAUCUGGCAUAAGUGGACAGCCAUUGCCGGCAAAACCAAUGGAAUUGCCCUGAUGACACAAACAGCCCAGGGUUCCGCCUACAGAAAGCAGGGGCAGUUUGAUGAGGCGAAAGAUUUGCUUGAACGUUCCUGGACGGAGAGGAAGCUCUUGUUUACAAUUGGGAAUAAUGUAACUGUGGAUUCGGGCAUUCAGCUGGCCAUCCUAUGGCGGGACUUGGGAGACAAUGCAAGCGCCAUUGAUACCAUUGGCGAGGUAGUAACGUCGGGCAUAUUUCCAGGUGACUUUGAACGUGCUUGUCAGCUUGAUCAUCUUCGUGCUCUGAUAGAUUUCGACAGCGGCCGCUACUUGGAUGGUAAAUGCCGCUUGCUGCGUCGCUUGGGCCAAGCAGGUAACGGCGACCAGCAUCACAAUAACCGAGAGCUUUUGUGGAUCCGUAUCACCCUCGCUGAUGUUAUGCGGAGUCAUGGAGAAGGUGACGAUACUCUGAUAUUGUUCUCUGACCUAGUCACGCCGUUGUCGUUGCCAGAUGAGCUAGACGAUGAGCCCGAACCUCCCCAGCAGCUGGAACUUGCAGAGAAGGCCCUCCGAUACUUAAAGUCAUACAACCAGGCAGCAGCAACGAAACUCCUCCAAAGUCAUGGGCUCAAAUGGAGGCGACCCAGAGACUUCUGGAUUCUUCAAGGGGGACCGAUUGCGGAUACCGCACGGAUGGCGCCCCCUCGGAAUGCGCCAGUCGGAGAUCUAGGAAGCGGGAUAUACGUCAAAGUUUCGAGCUUUUGA
This is a messenger RNA of Aspergillus nidulans FGSC A4, 3363 nucleotides long. RefSeq lists its product as uncharacterized. The coding region runs from base 1 to 3363 and encodes 1120 amino acids. The record is from RefSeq and is a predicted model, not a curated record. Lineage: Eukaryota; Fungi; Ascomycota; Eurotiomycetes; Eurotiales; Aspergillaceae. The transcript is spliced from 7 exons.